AUGUCAAGUAGUACUAACCUAUUAACUCCGAUCUUGUGAUUAAAAUAAUACUCAGUUAUUAAUAGAUUUGUAAAAUAUUAACGCCUUGUGAAUUACACUUUAGUGUACAGUAUUAUAAACAUUUUCUAUGAUCUACUGGAGGCUGAACCAGUCUCAGACAACUAUAUUGAGGUACCCUAGUGUGUGUGUUUCAUGUACAGCGAAAAAACGUAUGUGGGAAAAAAAUUAAUAUCGUGAAUUACAACAAAUAGCGUUUGUUAUGGAGUUAGCUGCCCAUACUUCUAUAAACUCUUCAGUUUUUAAUGUUUUCUUUCGGAACAUAACCAAAAAAAGCCUUGUUUUAAAAAAACGGUGGACAUACACAAUGAAGCCAUACAAUUAGUAACAGUGAUAAAUUUGUGCAGGAAAAAAAUUCAGGUUUCAAGUCUCAAAGGAUCGUCGACUGUAAGAUUCACUAAAAAAUGGAUACGCCAAUAUUUAAUUUGUCAGAAGAGGAGUUACACGACGUUUACGAACCAGCUGAAGACUCGUUUCUGUUGAUAGAUACAUUAGAAAAUGAUUUAGAGCUUCUUAAAUCUCAAAAGUGUGCCAUGUGUUUGGAAGUUGGUAUAGGAUCAGGUGUAGUUAUUACAGCUUUGGCAAUGGAGUUGAGAAAGUAUUUCACUUCGUUCUACUUGGGGAUAGACAUAAACGCUAAAGCUUGCCAAGCUUCCAAAAAAACAAGUAUUAUUAAUAGUGUCAGAGUCGAGGCUGUGCAAAUGGACUUAUUAGAUGGUAUAGUCGAUAGAGGUAUUUUUGAUGUGAUUAUAUUCAAUCCACCCUAUGUAGCCACCGAACCUUUGGAAGUUCUCGACAGAAGACUCAUUUUUAAGACUUGGGCUGGUGGUCACAGGGGCAGAGAAGUGAUGGACAGGCUAUUUCCAAAAAUACCUCACAUCUUGUCGGACAAUGGCUUCUUUUACCUGCUUGUGAUUAAAGACAACAAACCUCACGAAAUCAUAGAACUUUUCAAAGGCUUUAACAUGACUGGUUCGAUAGUUGCUGAAAGGAAGAUCAGAGGAGAACAUUUACAUGUCCUGCGAUUUCAAAAGAGCCAAUAUUAAAAUCAAAAAAAUACUUUAAGUAUGUUCUUACUGUAAAUAAUAGGCGUAAAUUUUUA
This is a messenger RNA of Copidosoma floridanum, 1159 nucleotides long. It is a transcript of the gene HemK2, whose product is annotated as HemK methyltransferase 2. The record is from RefSeq and is a predicted model, not a curated record. NCBI's taxonomy places the organism in Eukaryota, Metazoa, Arthropoda, Insecta, Hymenoptera, Encyrtidae. Gene Ontology annotation, cellular component: eRF1 methyltransferase complex. Gene Ontology annotation, molecular function: S-adenosylmethionine-dependent methyltransferase activity; protein methyltransferase activity; nucleic acid binding. Gene Ontology annotation, biological process: methylation.